UCCGGAGCUCCUGGCAGGGAUGGAGAUGUCAGGACGUCCGCGGCGGCGGGACUCCGACAUGAGAGCCGCGUCAGGUGCCGAGAAGCGGCGAUGCCCGGAGCGGGCGACCGCGUGCCGACGGUGAAGGGAGCCGCCGGCCUGUGGAGCGGCUCGGAGCGGCCAUGAGGGCCGCCUGGAUUCUCACCGCGAGCGCGCUCGUGUGCGCGCGGGCAGCCGCGCGACCUCCGCCCGCCCUGGACCCCGAGGACUUUCUGGAGAAAUAUGGCUACCUCCAUCAGGAUCACCACAUCCACAAUGCGGUUGAAGUGCAGGCGGCCAUACGUGAAUUCCAGUGGCUGUCCCGUUUGCCCGUCACCGGCGAGCUGGACAGCCCCACCCUGCGCCAGAUGGCGGAGCCUCGCUGUGGGGUGUCGGACGAGGGCAGCCAGCAGACCUGGGCUCAGAGAGUUCAUGUCAUCUUCACUGGGAAAAGUCGGCUGGCGAACCGCAGCAGGCGAUCGGCUGCUCCAGCUGAGAAGUGGUACAAGCGCCACCUGACCUACCAGAUCGUGAACUGGCCCCAGCACCUGUCCCCGGGCUCGGUGCGGCUGGCGGUGCGCGCCGCCUUCCAGCUGUGGAGCAACGUGUCGGGCCUGGUGUUCCAGGAGGCCCCCGAGGGGCCCGCGGACAUCCGGCUGGCCUUUUACGAGGGGGAUCACAACGACGGCUCCAGCAACGCCUUCGAUGGACCAGGAGGAACUCUGGCUCACGCCUUCCUGCCUCGCCGCGGCGAAGCCCACUUCGACAUGGCGGAGAGGUGGACCCUGAACGGACACAAGGGCCACAACCUGUUCAUGGUGACGGCCCACGAGGUGGGACACACGCUGGGCCUGGAGCACUCGCCCGUGCGCCACGCCCUCAUGUCGCCGUACUACCGGAAGCUGGGCCGCAGCCUGGUGCUGAGCUGGGACGACAUCAUGGCGGUGCAGCAGCUGUACGGUAAGCCGUUAGGCGACCGUCCCGUCAGGUUGCCAGGUCAGGUUUUACACGCCGCGCUGCAGGAGUGGGAGUUCACAGAGCUUCAGAGCAGGGAGGAGAUCCCGGGCCAGCCUGUCUACUGCCGCGGCGUCUUUGAUGCCAUCACUAUAGACCAGAACGACACGGUGCUGGUGUUUCGGGGCGGUGCGUACUGGACGGUGUCGGCCGGCGGCGGUGCCGUCGGCCCGCUGCCUCUCCGUCAGCGCUGGCCUGACCUCCCCCCGGCCAUCGAGGCUGCCGCUUUCUCACCGCUCGACUCCAAGUGGUAUUUUUUCAAAGGGAAGCGGGUGUGGCGCUACACGGGCGACUCGCUGGACCCCGGCUUCCCCAGGAAGAGCAGCGAGAUGGGGCUGCCGCACCAUCCCGACACCGCCUUCUACUACAGCCCGCUGGGUCACAUGGUCGUCUUCAAGGGCUCCCGCUACUCCGUCCUGGACCUCAAGACCCUGCGCCAGGUCCCCUACUACCCCCGCAGGCUGACGGACUGGACGGGCGUGCCGCAGGGCACCAACGGCGCGCUGACUCGUCCGGACGGCCGUCUUUACCUGUUCAGAGAGCAGCGGUUCUGGAGGUUCGAUCCGGUGAAGGUUCGGGUCACCAGAGAGGGCCAGUGGGCCGGAGACCUGAGCUGGACGGGCUGCAGCAGCAGCAUUCGUCACAGCAACACAAUCCUCUGACCAGCAGGAGGAGCUAGAAGACUGCAAAGUGCAACGGGUCGAUGCAUACGGAGUGGAUUGUUUUCAGGGUUCAGCACAGCUUGUUUAUGUGAAGCUGAUGUGUUGAAAACAUCUGCAGGAGGACUGAUGUUCCAGAGACAAACAAAAAAGGUGCUAAACAUUCCCAGAAUAAACCCACAGUGAGCUGAUGUGUUUUAAAAGGAGCCUGAGUUCGAUGCACUAUGUAUGAAAUGACAGCGCUGUGUGUGAACGUGCAUUACUGAAUCGGAAAGAAACACAGGCGUUUGCAAUGUGUUAACAACGGAGCUCUUUUAUGAUUUUAUUCAUCCUUCCUUCAAUACAUUGAUCAUUUCACACACUGGAGGUCGUGUUUGAAGCUCCCUGACUGAACUCACUCCAGUAAAUCCCAUUUACAGUAAACAGUUAAACACGCUGCCUUCUCUGAGCUGCCUCGGUCGACCACAGAGCCAACAAAAAGAAAACUAAAAAAAAAAAAAAAA
Molecule: messenger RNA, 2194 nt
Organism: Salarias fasciatus (jewelled blenny)
Lineage: Eukaryota; Metazoa; Chordata; Actinopteri; Blenniiformes; Blenniidae
Gene: mmp28
Product: matrix metallopeptidase 28
Exons: 8
Coding region: 162-1694 (510 amino acids)
Biological process (GO): collagen catabolic process; extracellular matrix organization; proteolysis
Cellular component (GO): extracellular matrix
Molecular function (GO): metalloendopeptidase activity; zinc ion binding
Source: RefSeq, a predicted model, not a curated record